This is a messenger RNA of Acanthochromis polyacanthus (spiny chromis), 927 nucleotides long. Its product is annotated as gonadotropin-releasing hormone receptor. The transcript has a single exon. The record is from RefSeq and is a predicted model, not a curated record. Gene Ontology annotation, molecular function: neuropeptide binding; G protein-coupled receptor activity. Gene Ontology annotation, cellular component: membrane; neuron projection. Bases 1 to 927 code for a protein of 308 amino acids. Gene Ontology annotation, biological process: neuropeptide signaling pathway. NCBI's taxonomy places the organism in Eukaryota, Metazoa, Chordata, Actinopteri, Pomacentridae.
AUGGCUGAUGUUGCUGUCAACCUCUUGAGUUUAAGGAUUGUUAUUUCUUGCCUAGGGCUUGUGGGUAACGUAUUUCUUAUCCUGUCCAUCCUUCAGACCAGAUUCUCCCGACUUAAAUCCUUCGAGCUGUUUCUUCUGGGAUUGGCAGCAGCAAACCUGGAGGAAAUAAUCAUCAUAAACAUCUAUGACGUUGCCAUCCUUCAAAUGUCCUCCCUUUCUGCUGGGACCUGGUCGUGUCGCCUGCUGAGGUUCAUGACUGUGUUUGGUGAAAUCGGCAGCAUCCUCUUCACCGUCCUCAUCAGCAUCUUCCGCUAUCAGAAGUUGAGAGACGCCGACAGGAGGGUGAAUCUCCCGAUAUACCUGGACAGCAUCCGGUCGGCCUGGAUGAUGAGCGGGGUUUGUGUGCUGCUCUCAGUGCUGCUCAGCCUCCCCACGUUCGUCCUGGACCUUCAAGAGUCGGUGGUGAACAUCACCAGAAACAGCAGCGGUUGUCCUCCAGACUUCUUCCAGUGCAGCCAGACUUCCUGCCCCCUCCUCAACCGAGUGUACAAGUACCUGUUCACCAUGAUGUGCUACCUACUGCCCCUGAUCGUCGUCACGGUGACUGGCUGCCUCAUCCUCACGGUGCUGCUGAGGAGGAGGAAGACGGUGACUCCGGUGGUGAGCGUUAGCUGGUCAAACCAUCUCAACAGGAAGAGCAAAGAUCCAAAGCUCCAGCGAAGCACCGUUGCUGUUCUGGCAGCCAUGGUGUUAUUCCAGGUGGAGUGGACUCUGUACCUGGUCUUCCAGUGGAUGUUUAGCUCGGGUGACUCUCAUUUUUGGGCUGAAAUUGAGUUCCUUAUCUCGACUUCCUACACAUCCAUCUCUCCGUAUGUGUAUGGGGUUGGAAAUAACCUGUUCUCCCUUAAAAGCUGUAAAAACAAGUGA